Molecule: messenger RNA, 1026 nt
Organism: Coccidioides posadasii C735 delta SOWgp
Lineage: Eukaryota; Fungi; Ascomycota; Eurotiomycetes; Onygenales; Onygenaceae
Source: RefSeq, a predicted model, not a curated record
GGUGGACCGGCGUGCACCCAGUCUCUCCACUCGCCCUCGAAAUCCUUCUUGUUUGCUUGGAUUUAUCCCUCAAAUUCUCUCAAUCAUACACAAUUAAAGAAUUGAAGUCUCGGCUGCCAAGAUCGACGCAACAUGACCAAGGCUAUUCACCUUCUCUCCCUCGCUCUCGCCAGCGGUGCUGCCACCGCCAGGACGAUUAAGGUCAAAGUCGCCAACGGUGGCUUGAACUUCGACCCAGACGUCAUCCGUGCGGAACCUGGAGACGAAGUCGCCUUCUACUUCACCAGAGGCUCUCAUGAUGUUACUCUGGGAGAAUUCGACAACGCUUGCCAGCCAGCGGACAACGCAUUCUGGUCUGGCACCAUCAACCUCCCGGAGGGUACUCAAGGCUCUGCCGUCUUCACGAUUCCCAUCGAGGACACAAACCCCAAAUGGAUCUACUGCAGUUACCGGAGACACUGCCAGAAUGGAAUGGUUGGAGUGAUUAACCCACCCUCCGAGGGCGACCAAAACAUCGAUGCCUUCAAGAGCAGAGCUGCUGAGGCUCCAGCCAGCCACCGACCAACAAGCAUCAAUGGUGGUACAUUGAACGUGAUGGGUGACGUUGAUAUUCCCGGCCAUGAUGAGGACGGCGAGUCCCAGGCCCCAUCUGGCACUGGCGACGACUCAAUCCCAACCGCCACCCUGAUUCCCCCAAGCACCACCGACGGUCCUCCCCAGACUACGGGUAGCGAUUCUCCCGCCCCUACUUUCACUGGCGCUGCUGCUCCAGCCCAAGGAAACGGCGCUUUGGGCGCAGUCAUGGCCGGUUUGGCUGUUGGAGCUGCUUGGUUUGGAUUGAUUUAAAUAUGAUUCAGAGUAACAAAUUGUCUUAACAUGUGACUUCGGUAUAAUACCUUUUUUGUUUAACUCCUUGCUUUUCUUGUAAGAGACAUAAUUGAGGAUACUCUUUUUUUUCCUUCUUGGUUACCCCGGGAUAUAUACUGCUUUGAGCUGUAUGUAUAGAUAUUGGGCGUGUCUGCGACC